AGACCAUCUCCGGCAAGUUUUUAAAGUCCUUAGAGAGUAGAAACUUUAUGCUAAUCUCAAGAAAUGUUCAUUCCUCACUACAAGUGUGACAUUUCUUGGAUACAUCAUCACUGCUCAAGAUAUCAAGAUGGACCCCAUCAAGAAGGACGACCCAUUGCCUUCUUUAGUGAAAAGUUGAAUGACACAGAGCUCAAAUAUUCCACCUAUGACAAAGAAUUCUAUGCAAUUGUUCGAGUCUUGGAGCAUUGGAGCCAUUAUCUUCUUUCAAAAGAAUUCAUCUUGCACUUUGACCAUGAGGCAAUGAAGCACUUGAAUUCUCAACAGAAGAUCAGUCGUCAACAUGCUACUUGGAGUGAAUUUCUACAAGCUUAUCCUUUCCUCCUCAAAUGCAAAUCUAGAGUCCAGAAUCGCGUAACUAAUGCUUUUAGUCGCCAACAUGCCUUGCUUGCUUCCUUACAGAUGAAAGUCAUUGGAUUUGAAGUGAUCAAGGAGUUGGUUGUACCUACCAUUGCCUAUCCCAACAUCACUUGGGAAGAUGUUAGCAUGGAUUUUGUCCUUGGUCUACCACGAACUCAACGAAGCAAGGAUUCUAUCAUGGUCGUGGUUGAUAGAUUUUCUAAAAUGGCUCACUUUAUUGCUUGUCAGAAAACUAAUGAUGCUUCUCUCAUUACUGAGUUAUAUUUUAGAGAGAUUGUGCGUCUACAUGGAGUUCCAAAGACCAUCACUUCAGAUAGAGAUGUGAAGUUCAUGAGUCAUUUUUGGAGGACUUUAUGGAGAAAGAUGGGCACUCAACUCCAGUUUAGUUUUGCUAGCCAUCCCCAAAGCGAUGGUCAAACUAAAGCUAUCAACAAGAUUUUGGGGAAUCUACUACGAAGUUUUGUGGGAAAGAAUUUGCGACAAUGGGAUCUUGUGCUUGCCCAAGCUGAGUUUGCCUACAACAACUCUUCGAAUCAAGCUACAGGAAAAUGCCCAUUUGAAGUAGUAUAUGGAGUGCAUCCUCUCAGUCCUUUAGAUCUUGCUCCAUUGCCCACAUCCCGACAAUUUAGUGCAGAUGUUGAACAACAAGCCAAGGAGAUUAAGAAACUUCAUGAAGAAGUUCGUGAGAAGCUACAACGUCAAACCAUUAGAGCCAAUGGUCCUUUUCAGAUAGUGGAGAAAAUCAAUGAUAAUGCCUACAAGAUCAAACUUCCAGGGGAGAAUGCACCGGGGGAAAGCACCAAGAAAGUGCACCAGGAUUAGGAUGUACUCACCAUGACUCCAAAUGAGAGCUACUUCAAAACCCUUAACAAGAGUUUUACUUCUAAAUUUAGAUUAGGUAAUGGAGAACUAGUAGAAGUCAAAGGAAAGGUAGUAGCAACUGUUGAUACACCAGCAAGUAUCAAGCUUAUUUAUGAUGUUCUAUUUGUUCUUGAGCUUAGCUACAACUUUACUAGCAUUGCUCAGCUUGUUGAAAACAAAUACUCUCUGCACUUUCAUGACAAGUUGUGUGAUGUACUUGAUGAAUUUGGAAAUUUGCUAUUAUCUAUUAAAAUGCAUGAUAGGAGGUUUCUUGCUGAAUGGAAAGAAACUCAGAUAAAGGCUUGUGUGAGUACUAUUGAUAAUUCUUGUGUCUGGCAUAAGAGUGCUAAGUUUGAUGAAAGUGCAGCUUGGGAUUUGGAAAAAUCCCUAGUUUCAAACUCAUAUCAAGUUGUUGAAUUGAAUGAGAGACUAGAACUUGGAGCAGAUUUUGAUGAUGCAACAAAUGAAUCAAAUUUAAUUGAUGAUGCACCAGUGAGAGGAACUAGAAUCCUAGAAGAUAUUUAUGCAAAGGAAGAGGAUCUCAAAAAUCACCAAAGAUUGCCGGAGCUGAGCUGCAGUCGCCGGAGAGUGACAGCUGCUGGCGACCAUAUCUGGAGCGAGGUCGGAGACAAUGAAUUGCCGGAAGUCAAAUGGAGCUCCGUAGCCAUUAGACUUGGAGAUAGGAACCAAAGAUCCCAGUCACCGGUGAGAUUAGGAGAAUCAAGCAUGAUAGAAGCAGAGAGGUUGUUGCUUGCAGGUGCUCUAGAAGACCCGGUGAAUCAAAGAUUUUUCCUGCUUUCUGACAGUUGUGUUCCCCUUUACAGUUUUAGCUAUAUAUACAAGUAUCUGAUGGCUUCUCCAUGGAGUUACGUGGACAGCUUUCUUGAUGUAAAGGAUAGUAGAUACAGCUUGAAGAUGUUACCUAUCAUCGCAGAAGACAAGUGGCGAAAAGGAUCUCAGAUCCUUCAAGUGGAUUUAAUAAGUAAUGGGAAUUGAUCAUCUCCAUCUUUGCCUCCCUUUCCUUUCCUUCUAAAAAUAGUUGAAGAUCGAGAUGUACCCUUGUCUCUUUUUCAUGAGUUUUAUAUAUCUUUUUUACUUCUACGAUAUAAAAAAUUAAGCUUUGGUUUCAAUUUAUUUACAUUUGUAGUGGAUCUCCUUGGUAAUAAGCCAUGCUGAAGUCGUUAUAAAUAAUGAGAUCAUUU
Molecule: messenger RNA, 2480 nt
Organism: Rubroshorea leprosula
Lineage: Eukaryota; Viridiplantae; Streptophyta; Magnoliopsida; Malvales; Dipterocarpaceae
Source: the annotation of a GenBank genome assembly